This is a messenger RNA of Gastrolobium bilobum, 1402 nucleotides long. RefSeq names its product protein PIN-LIKES 3-like. Lineage: Eukaryota; Viridiplantae; Streptophyta; Magnoliopsida; Fabales; Fabaceae. The coding region runs from base 128 to 1375 and encodes 415 amino acids. The transcript has 11 exons. Gene Ontology annotation, biological process: endoplasmic reticulum to cytosol auxin transport. The record is from RefSeq and is a predicted model, not a curated record. Gene Ontology annotation, cellular component: membrane.
UACAGAACUACUCCAUGAUUUACUUUUGCUGUUCUUCACUUUCACGUUCAAUGAAAUGAAUGUGUUCUUUGCGGCAAAGUCAUAACUUCUGUUAAGGAUUAGCAAUAUUGUUUGAAGAUUUGUGAUAAUGGGGUUUCUACAACUCUUCUGUGUUGCCUCUUUCCCGGUGAUAAAAGUAUUACUGGUGACUGCACUUGGCUUAUUUCUUGCACUGGAUCAUAUAAAUAUAUUGGGAGAAGAUGCAAGGAAGAAUGUGAAUCAUAUUGCAUUUUAUGUGUUUAAUCCUUCACUGGUGGGUAGCAGUUUGGCCAAAACGAUUACUUUCGAGAGUGUUGUUUUGUUGUGGUUCAUGCCAGUGAAUAUUCUUGGCACAUUCAUAUUAGGCUCGGCCUUAGGAUGGAUUUUGAUUAGAAUCACAAGGCCUCCCAAACACCUGGAAGGUCUAAUAUUGGGUUGCUGUUCUGCAGGAAAUUUAGGAAACUUGCCAAUAAUAAUUAUUCCGGCCAUGUGUAAAGAGAAAGGAAGUCCUUUUGGAGAACCUGAAAUCUGCCAUCAAUAUGGGAUGGCUUAUGCUUCACUUUCUAUGGCGAUUGGAGCAAUUUUUCUAUGGUCAUAUGUUUACAACAUAAUGCGGAUUUCCUCAAGCAGAGUCCAAAAAGAAGGUAAUACAAAGAAUGACCCCAGCACAUUGAAGGCUUCAGGGGAGAUUUCAGAGUCACACCCAGAUAAUUUUUCAGAAACAUUUAAUCCUGCAAAAGACGCCCUGGAUGAUGCAUAUACCAUACUACUUCCUAACAAACAAUCUGAGGAAGUGAAGGUUCCAAUCUCUGAUAAAAUUAAGCACCGCUUUAGGACGAUUUCGAGCAACUUCAAUUUAAAAUCCAUAUUUGCGCCAUCAACCAUUGGAGCAAUUACUGGCUUUUUCAUUGGUGUGAUCCCCCAAAUACGUAAUUUCAUUAUUGGCAGUAAUGCUCCACUUCGUGUGGUCGAAGACUCUGUAUCCAUGUUGGGUGAUGCAGCCAUCCCAACUGUCACCCUUAUAUUGGGUGCAAACCUACUUAAAGGCUUGAAGGGAACAAGUGCUCCAUUGUGGACCAUUGUGGGAAUUAUAGCAGUCCGAUAUAUAUUCCUGCCAUUGUUGGGUGUUGUAGUUGUUAAAGGGGCAAUAUACUUGGGUUUGGUCCAAUCAGAUCCCUUAUAUCAGUUCAUUCUUCUACUUCAAUAUGCACUUCCGCCAGCUAUGAAUAUAGGAACAAUGGCUCAGUUGUUUGGAUCUGGUGAAAGUGAAUGCUCUGUUAUCAUGCUAUGGACAUAUGCUUUGGCGUCAAUUGCAGUUACCCUUUGGUCAACCUUUUUCAUGUGGAUUGUGUCUUGAUUUUGUAUUCAUUUAAUUGGUUAUUAU